AUGCAACCAUACGAGAGCUCAAUGCCCACUAAUUACCUUGGUGCUGAACUGAGCAAUGGACAACACGGUACAAUGUUUGGCCAGCAUUAUUCCCAUGGCCGUUUCUCUAGCAGUUCACCUAAUACAGCUGAUGGAAACGUGUCAACGCCCAAUAUUCAUGGUCCUCUCGGAGAUCACAAUUUGAAUGCGCUCUCUCAAAACUUUGCUGGCAUAAACCUCCGCGGAGUUACAAAUGUCGCUCCUACACGGAUUGCGGCACCUAGCGUGAACAACACCACUUCCGAUCAAGCUGGAGUCGGCGUACCUCAGUCCCUUGGAGCGGCUUGGAUCAUGCCGGAUGGGCGGGUGAUGUUCACGGGAUAUCAAGUGCCUUCGGCGUCAUUGGGAACAACCUCGACCGUCUACCAUCAGACUUUGCCCCAAGGAGCUUCUUGCUCUCAAUAUCUUGCCCAUCCUAGCUACCAACAUUUCUCCAGCCCUCAGACAAUUAUCUCACCGGCUUCUUUGCCUCAUCCAUGGGUCUCAUCCCAGAGUCUCCCGAAUGACCUCCCAGGGCUUCUCCCUCCGCGCCGUGACUCCAGAUCGUCCAACGAAAACGACGCACCUCGCACCCCCUUUUUUGAACCCAGCGGCCAUGGAGACUACCAGACCAUCAUCCCCAUGGCAGACCGCUAUCCGAUUAGCAAUUACGCGUACAGUACGCCCUCCCCGCCGCAGCUUCCACAGAGUUCAUUGAGACCGCUGGCCACCAAGAUGCCGAACGGGCCAUAUACCCUUCUUGAUCUGGAUGCUUUGACAAGGAUGGAACCAGCAAUUCCGAGAGCGAUUCCAACGCCGCGGACUAGUCCAGGGUCCACAAAGUCGCUGGAGAAGAGCCUGCAUAACCCAAAUGGUACCACGAACGUUUAUAUCCGAGGUCUUCUCCCCGACACGUCGGAUUCAAUGCUCGAAGGAUGGGCCUCCAGAUUUGGUCGGAUCGAUAGCGUAAAGGCGAUAGUCGACCUUGAGUCAAAUCGGUGCAAAGGAUUUGGUUUUGUUCGCUAUUUCAAUUUUUCUGAUGCAGAAAACUGCAUCCGUGGUUUCUACCACCUCGGUUAUGAGGCCAGUUUUGCUCAAGAGUCUUUCAACUCACGCCUGAAGACACUCGGCGACCCCGACUCUACAAAUCUCUAUGUAUCGAACCUUCCUCGCCAUUACAAUGAACCGGAACUUUGUGCGGUAUUUGACGAAUACAAGGUGGUAUCAAGCCGCGUUCUCCGUGAUGGGAAUGGGAUUAGUCGCGGAGUAGGAUUUGCACGUUUUGAGACACGAUUAAUUUGCGACGAGGUAAUUUCUAGAUACAACGGACAAUCCAUCGGCGAUGAGGGAGACCACUUGCAGAUCCGUUACGCCGAUACUGCUGAUCAGAAGCAGCUCAAAGAAAAGACAAGCACCAACCGCCAACUUCGCGCCCACGAAUACAAUACUGCAGUAUAUGGUGCGACUAAUCCAAUCCCCUACACCCCAUCCCGAAUUUGCAACAUGGGACCACCCGUGCGCGGCUCGCAAAUGCCAUAUGUCAACGGUAAUUGGACCGUCUAUCAGGAAAGCUCUUCGAGGAGUCUAAACGAUUCGUCCAAUAGCCGUGGUGGUCAGGCGGCUUUUGGUGGAGCAGUACCCAACAAAGCGCAGCAAAAAUUGCAAAAUUACUCAAAGAAUCAUUUAAAGGAACUAUCUGUCACCAAAGGUCCAGGUGUUGGAACCGAAGCCGCCAAGAUUGCUUCCGACGAGCCACCUACCAAAUCAACACCAUUUCAAGACUCAAUGGAUGAGGGGACGGGCAAUUCAGAGGCUUCUGACUUGCCCAGGGCCCGGUCUUGCUCUUUAAACCCUCCUUCCAGCUCCCGUGAUUAG
Messenger RNA from Xylona heveae TC161, 1893 nucleotides. RefSeq lists its product as hypothetical. Gene Ontology annotation, molecular function: poly(U) RNA binding; poly(A) binding; mRNA 3'-UTR binding. The transcript is spliced from 6 exons. The record is from RefSeq and is a predicted model, not a curated record. The coding region runs from base 1 to 1893 and encodes 630 amino acids. Gene Ontology annotation, cellular component: cytosol; ribonucleoprotein complex; nucleus. Lineage: Eukaryota; Fungi; Ascomycota; Xylonomycetes; Xylonales; Xylonaceae.